Molecule: messenger RNA, 816 nt
Organism: Mangifera indica (mango)
Lineage: Eukaryota; Viridiplantae; Streptophyta; Magnoliopsida; Sapindales; Anacardiaceae
Product: carbon catabolite repressor protein 4 homolog 1-like
Exons: 6
Coding region: 1-816 (271 amino acids)
Biological process (GO): nuclear-transcribed mRNA poly(A) tail shortening
Cellular component (GO): cytoplasm; CCR4-NOT complex; nucleus
Molecular function (GO): poly(A)-specific ribonuclease activity
Source: RefSeq, a predicted model, not a curated record
AUGCGCAGGUACAGAGAAGCAGCAAAAGAUAAGGAUUUCCGUCUGAAGCUGGAAAUCUAUGCAAUGGCCGGUCUUCCGACUGAUGAGGAGUCAAUAUAUUGUAAUUUGGUGUCAGAUUAUCCGUCUACUGAGAAAACUCGUAGUAUGAUUCAUUUAGAAAGCCUUGAGCCAUCUCAGAACAUCAAUCGGAGAGCUCAAAUUUCCGAUGAUGCACAUGAAACAUUUAGCGUGCUGUCAUAUAACAUUCAUUCUCGUUUGCCUGUCAUGGGCAACAACUCGAGUACAACGUACAAAAACUGUAAGGCAUUGCCCAUUAACUGGGCUUACCGCCUACUAAAUUUGCUCCCUGAGAUCACGAAUUAUAACGCAGAUAUCAUUUGUCCUCAAGAGUUGCAAAUAUAUGAUUCGGAGAACUUCUUUGAACCCAGGCUGACAGCACGCGGUUACUCAGUUUCAGUUACGUGCAAGAAUGAGACCAGUAACGGGGGAGACAUAGAUGACUUUCAAAUGUUUGACAUUGGGGGAGGCAAGUCGUCAGUCAUUGAGGCUCCGGAAUCUGAACAAAAACUUGACAAUGGUGCCAUUCGACCAGCGAAGUUUGACAUUGGAGGAAGCAAGUCGUCAGUCAUUGAGGCUCCAGAAUCUGAACAAAAACCUGACAAUGGUGCCAUUCGACCAGCGAAGGGCAAUCUUGCACUCAUUAUGAAACUAGAAGUUCUAAGAGAUGCUGGCACUAGUACUCAAGGAGCCUACCAGCUAUGCGUGGUACUGCAUUUUAUAUUCCCAGCAAUUUAUCCAGUAUUUGUGAAUGAAUAA